AUGGACUCGAGAGACCCGACGUUCCUGGCAAGCAUGACACCUCCAGAUCCGCCCUCGCAAUUGCAGCAAUCUGCAGUCAGGGGAGGGCGAUUAGUCUGGCACAUGCAGACUCCUUUUGUCGGGGCUCUGGCCUACUUCACAAUGACCAGCCCCGCGAUCCGGGCGCGUCUACCCAGGUUUAUCAGGCCCCUCUUACCCAGAACCCUAACCAAGAGACAAAUUCUAGGCUGUAUCUUGGUGUCAUCGGCCCCUAUUGUCUACUGGGACCACUGGUUCUACACCCGUGCCGAGCGUGCUGUUGCCGAGAGGGCCGCGUGGGAAUCGGCGCAGAGGGCGAGACGAUCUGGCGCUGCGGGCGGCCCAGGAGCAUGGACGUCGGAGGGCCCAAAAAAUGAUUCCUCAGAAGGCGAUAUGGACGACCCUUGGGCCUGA
Messenger RNA from Cryphonectria parasitica EP155, 432 nucleotides. RefSeq lists its product as uncharacterized. The coding region runs from base 1 to 432 and encodes 143 amino acids. The transcript has a single exon. Lineage: Eukaryota; Fungi; Ascomycota; Sordariomycetes; Diaporthales; Cryphonectriaceae. The record is from RefSeq and is a predicted model, not a curated record.